GACAAAAUUUCCUCACGCUCGGCACGGUACGCUCAUUGUCGCGUAAUCCAGCUGUGUACUGUCUGUGUGUCCCACUGAGACCAGAAAUACUCGUGUAUCUUCCUCCCGAACAAGUGAAAGAUGCCGACAUUGAAGAAGGAGCUAAUACAGUUUCCACCCUUCCGGUUGGCCUGAAAGGAGAUGCUUGAGUCGCUCUUUUUCUGUUCGUACCAAAGCACACGAGAUCAAGCGUGCACCACCUCUCGAGAGAUCUGCACUCCACGCAGCCAGAUUGCGUAGCUUGCUCGGUCGUAUAAAAGAGAUUGCUUGCCACCGGCAAGACAUCAGUGUUCCCCGUACAGUGUGCAGAGCCCAACUGCUAAGCUACCCACCGUGCUGCUGUACUUUUCAACCAACGGGCUCUCAACUUUGCAAAACCUUGUGUGUCUUUCUUAUCCGACUAUAGCACUCAGUUGUUCCGUAAACACGCGCUCAAAGUAAAAGGGAAAUGAAUCGAUUUAGUGCGAUUUUGUUGCUUGCUAGUGCAACGCUAAUCUGUGCUGAACCUCCAGUUCAUGGUGGUUAUGGCCAUGGUCACAGUCACGGUGGUGGUGGUGGCGGCGGUGGAUACGACGAUGGUGGUUAUAUUGCCGUUAGUCCCGGCCAUCAAACCUCCGAGGGAUUGCACGUUGAUCACAGCCUGCUGCAUAAAGUGAAGGAAGCGCUUUUAGACCAUGAGAAUUCUGGCUCGCACGGAAGUAGUGGCUACUCCGGAUCUAUUUCGUCCUCGUACGGACCACCAUCAGGAUCGUAUGGACCUCCUUCGCCUGUGUAUGGAGUCCCAUCGUACUCCGGACAUGGACACGUCAAAACUACCGGUAUUGAGCUAGGACACGUUCAACAAGGCAUCCAGGUCGCUGAGUACUACAAGGCCGCCCAUGGUCCUUCUCAUUCGUCGUACUCCGUACCAUCUUACGCAUCUCAUUCAUCAUCAUCUUCUUACUCGGCUCCUUCUUACUCAUCGCAUUCCUCCUUCACGCCGUCUCAUGGCUAUUCUUCUGGAGGCUCUUCUUACUCGUCUUCCUACUCUGCUCCAUCUAUAUCAUCGCAUUACUCUGCACCAUCCGCCUCUUCUCACUAUUCUGCACCCUCUGUUUCAUCUCACUACUCUGCCCCUUCCGUAUCUUCUCACUAUUCUGCACCUUCCCUAUCCUCUCACUAUUCUGCUCCAUCUGUCUCAUCGCAUUCGUCCUUCGGUGGUCUAUCCUCGUCGUACGGUGCCCCUUCACUUUCGUCCAGCUACGGUGCUCCAGCUCUUUCAUCCCACUAUUCAGCACCAUCCUACUCAUCUCACUCAGGCGGUUCUUUUUCUCACGCCUCAUCUCACUCAUCCGGCCCAUCAUUCAUUGCCAUCCCAUCUUCCUCGUACGGUGUCCCGUCCUUCGGUUCCUCGGGACACCAUCAUCGGCCAUCGCACGGUGCUAGUCUGCACGGAUCGUUCUCCUCUUACCGUCAACCAUCAUCUUCGUACGGACCACCACGUCCAACCUACGGUGUACCGCAUCAUCACUAAGCUCUACAUCCACAUCGAAUCAUCUCACGUCUAGCAACCGGACGUGCUGUCAUCUAAGUCAGUUCUUCGCAUCCCCAAGUAAACCCCAUCAAUCUAGAAUUAGUGAGAACUCUGUCAUCGCACAAUCUUCUCAUUUACAAAACCUAUUUUUUGUUUGUUGUAUACAAUUAGAAGUGUACAGAUCCAUCGUAAACGAUGGAACUAUUUAAAGAAAUAUAUAAAGAUGUUAUAAUAAAUCAGCUGUAAGCAUUUUAUUCAACUGUU
Messenger RNA from Anopheles funestus (African malaria mosquito), 1816 nucleotides. Its product is annotated as pro-resilin-like. The transcript has 2 exons. NCBI's taxonomy places the organism in Eukaryota, Metazoa, Arthropoda, Insecta, Diptera, Culicidae. The record is from RefSeq and is a predicted model, not a curated record. The coding region runs from base 488 to 1552 and encodes 354 amino acids.